AUGGCGGGACGACGGGCGGAAGCGUCGCUUCGCCACGGAGGGCGCCGACGCGGGGACGGUUUCGGGAGGAGGCAGGAGGAGCGUGGCUGGGAUGGUGGAGGACGUGUGGGCGGAGGCAACAGGAAGGAGGGUGCUGGAGGUGGUUACCGCUAUGCUGAUGAGCCUAUGCCGCGUGGGGUGUCGCGGGGCCGGGACGAGUGGAGCUCGCCGCUGUCAUGGUGGCGCGAGCAGCAAAGAUGGGAGGAGGAACAGAGGGACUGCUUCAAGGGGACGGAAGUGGGAGCGGGGCAGGGCUCGAGGGCUGCCGGCGCUGGUCAGGGAGACCGGGGUGGGCAGCGGCAGAUGCAGCAGGCCAGGGGCAAGAAGCCGGUGACGGCAGGCGCGUCGCAACCGAGGGGUGAGGCCAAGUCCACCAUGCAGCGAGCAGGGGCUCCGGCCGGUGGGGAGUGCUUCAAUUGUGGCAGGGGCGGCCACUUCCAAUCCAAGUGUACCUUCGAGCCGCUUUGUGUCCUUUGCAUCAGAGAGGGCCACUCCUCUGCUAGCUGCCCGACCAGGGGAAGGUCGCUCAAGCUGCAGACCAUGGGUCAAGCGACCAACGGGGGUGGUUUCUUCAACAUUUACGUGGAACCGUUCAAGUCUGGUCAGCGAAAGGGAGUGGUUUUCGCUAUUGUCAUCAAGUUCAACAUGGUUCCACUGUCAGAGGUGCAACUGUACGAUGAACUGAAACAUCUCGUGGAUGAGCUAUGGGAUUGGCAAGCCAAGAGGGUGUCGGAGACAGAGUUCUCAGUGGUUUUCCCGACCAGGCAGACGUUAAGGCUCAGCACGGGCAGCGGCAAGUUUUUCCUGCCUUUGUGCAAGAUCGAGACUGAGAUCCGUGAGGUGUUUUGCGCGCCUAAGCCAUACCUCAUGCUUCCUUCGGCGUGGGUGCAACUCACGGGGGUCCCAGAGGAUUUUCUCGAGAAGGAGCGGCUCAUGGCGGCUUUCUCCAUGGUCGGCCGGGCCAUCGACGUGGAUGAGCUCUCUUUGCUAAAAUGGGAGACGGAGUCAGUGAGGGUUCGAUUCCAAUGCCGAUACCCGGAGCGUAUCAAGGGCUCGGUGCAAGUGUUUGUGAACGGGGAGGGGUUCACGAUCGGUGUGCAUGCGGAGCGCGGCCCAUGGGGUGGGUCGGGUUCGAGGUCGGGACCACCCCCUCCACCUCCGCCAAGGCCAGACAGGGACAAUGAGGAGGACUACUCGGACGAUGGUUCAACGGACAACGAAUGGAACAAGCAUGGGAGGAGGAAGAAGCCUGACCAAUAG
Molecule: messenger RNA, 1299 nt
Organism: Lolium perenne
Lineage: Eukaryota; Viridiplantae; Streptophyta; Magnoliopsida; Poales; Poaceae
Source: RefSeq, a predicted model, not a curated record